Molecule: messenger RNA, 2885 nt
Organism: Stegastes partitus (bicolor damselfish)
Lineage: Eukaryota; Metazoa; Chordata; Actinopteri; Pomacentridae
Gene: gldn
Product: gliomedin
Exons: 10
Coding region: 231-1982 (583 amino acids)
Biological process (GO): signal transduction
Cellular component (GO): cell surface
Source: RefSeq, a predicted model, not a curated record
CCUUCAGAUAGACCACCCGUGUGCAGCGCAGACACUGAAGCAGACUGGACUUUUAUCUGAACCUUUCCAAUAUUCUGGACAGGACCUUAAAUUUCAGCAAAAGGACUUCCUUCUUUUUGUUGGAUUGGAUCGAUUUUGGUUGGUUUGACAUCUCGGACUUUAAGGCCGUUAAACUUUCUCCAUCCUGUUUGACUUUUGUCCUGCUGCGCUGGAAUUUUAAUCCCCUGUGAAUGCUGAGGUUGGGAGACGACCCUCAAAAGAGAGGAGGUGAAGUGGUGACCAUGUGGAUCCCGACACCCAGCAUGACCCUCACCCAGCGGCUGGUGCUGUACGGGACGUGUGCCGUGGCGCUGAUGAACUCAGUGGGCAUUCUGGUGCUCCUGGUCCAGCAGAAUCAGCAGCACGUCCGGCUGGGGCAGACGGAGGCGAGGCUGACGGAGGUGGAGCAGAGCUCGGUGGUCGAGUUCAUCCAGGAGGUGCCAAGAGGAGCGGCGGGGCUGAGGGCGAGCGUCGGUGGGGAACAGCCGCAGUACCAAUACCAGUACUCCAGGAACAAGAGGAGCGAAGAGCUGGAGAAGGAGCUGCAGCAGGAGAUGCAGGAGAUUCACCUGGAGGACGGAAAGGAGUUCAGCGAGCAGGAGGUCAGCCAAGAGGUCGGAGAGGAAACGGAGAAGAAGAUGAAGCACAAGCACCUACACAGCCAGAGAUACCACAAGGCACACGUGCAAGACGACAUGAUGAUGAUGAUGACUUACUCCAUGGUGCCGAUCAAAUUGUUGAUCGACAUCUGCAACAGCACCAAGGGAGUCUGCAUAGCUGGACCACCAGGACCGCCGGGUUUGCCUGGUGCAGAUGGCAUGCCUGGUCAGAAUGGGACUGAUGGCAUCCCUGGACUGAAUGGAGCGCCCGGGGCUGACGGGAAAAGAGGAAAAAAAGGUCCGCCAGGUGAGAAAGGAGAGCCAGGGGGACAAGGAGAGCGAGGAGAGCCCGGUCCGCCCGGAGAGAUGAGCCAACCAUCCAAUGAUGUCAUUAUUGAGGGUCCUCCUGGCCCAGCAGGGCCUCCUGGACCUAUGGGCCCUCCAGGACCUCCCGGACCUCAGGGACCCCCCAGAACAAGGCACCAAAGAGCCCACCUUCAAGCUGCUCAUACUUUGGGGCUGUUGCACCCAAUUCCCAAUGAUGAAACCUCACAUGUAAAGGAGGCUAUGAAACGUCACGAGAAGCCCGCCAAGAAGAACGAGUGCCUGAUAAAGUCUCUGAUCAACCCCAGGAAUGUGACAAAGAUGGAGAGCACGUUUGGCACAUGGAUGAAAGACACCGCUCAGCUGAACGAUGAGAGAAUAUGGGUGGCAGAACACUUUUCUGGUCGUGUGGUGAAAGAGUAUCAAAGCAUCGCCUCCUUUCAGAGCAACAGCAGCGACAUUGUGGACGUUAGGAAGUUCUACCAAGGCUGCGGCCACACUGUUCACAAUGGUUCCCUCUAUUAUCACAUUGCUGGUACUUCCAGUAUUGCCAGAUUUCACUUCCACACCAAGAGCCUUCGCACUCUCACCAUAGACAACGCUUUGUACCACAACCUCGCCUAUCUGCUCCACAACUCCAAGACCUACUUCAAGCUGGCAGCAGAUGAGAACGGCCUGUGGCUGAUCUUUGCGUCCAGCUUAGAUGAGAGCAUCAUGGUGGCCCAGCUGGACCAGAAAACCUUCUCUGUCACAUCCUACAUCAACACCACCUACCCCCGCACCAAGGCUGGUAACGCCUUCAUCGCAUGUGGAGUCCUGUAUGUCACCGACACCAAGGACAGCAGAGUCACCUUCGCAUUUGACCUGCUGAAGGGAAAGCCGGUCAAUAUGACCUUUGACCUGAGGUCUCCUGGUGGAGUGCUGGCGAUGCUCUCCUAUAGCCCGAAGGACAGACACCUGUAUGUGUGGGACCAGGGAUACGUCAGGCUCUUUGUGGUGCACUUCAUCUCUGAUGAGUGAAAAUCAUGCUGUCUGAACAUGACAGCACACAGACGUGACUAUUAAUUUACAUAUUGAGAACAGAAGGCUUCCUGACUACUGACUUAUCACUCCAUCGUUGGAAAUUAGUCACGUUAAGGUUUUCAGGAGGGACGUAUAUGUUAAAUUUCUAUUGUCCAGUGGGACAUUCCUGUAAAAUGUAAGGUUUUUGUUUAAUAAUAAUAAUUGUGAAACUGCAAAAAAAAAAGUGUACACUGCUGUAUUUAUAUCCAGUUUGCAAUGGAAAUAUGAGAUUUUAGAGUUACUAAUGAUGUGAAAACCAUGUUGUAUGAGCUGACAAUUUACACUAAUUGGAUCUAUAACUCAGUUAUUGUCACCAUCUGUUUUAAGUUGUUGCAUUAUUCAUUGUAUUUGCAUGAGUCACCUUUAAUGUGUUUUGUUUUGGUUUUUUUUUUAUAGAUGUACAUGUCCUCCCCUUCAUUUUUCUGUACAUAUAGACACUCCACCAAUCUUUGUAACGAAGCAGCAUGGCCCUCCGUUUGCUUAUUCCUCAUGACAGAAAAUAACAAUUAAAAAACCAGCGCCAAAUCAUCCUGAUGAAAUAAAAAGAAUUUAUUCACUUUACAAAGGUAAAACUGACCAUGACCUGUUCUCUCACACACCUUCAGGCUCAAGUGCCCUUGUAAGCGUCUACCCAUGAUAUUGGCUUCUUUUGCAUUAUUACAUGCACACGCACAUACACACCAGACACCAGCAGGACCAUUGGUAAAACACUUAAGAUACAUACAGUACACGUAGUGGGCAGAAAGAGGGAGAGAAACACAAAUUUCUUUAAUAAAUACCAUACAUACACUUAACAAAAGUUACAACUAAUCCAACUGGUAUGAUACAAACCAAAAAUAAAGAAAUGCUUUCAUGUUUGUA